This is a messenger RNA of Mizuhopecten yessoensis (Yesso scallop), 1677 nucleotides long. RefSeq names its product myb-like protein X. Lineage: Eukaryota; Metazoa; Mollusca; Bivalvia; Pectinida; Pectinidae. The record is from RefSeq and is a predicted model, not a curated record. Bases 1 to 1677 code for a protein of 558 amino acids. The transcript has 4 exons.
AUGUCUCAAAAGAAAACCUUUGACACCGGAGGCAUUCCUGAACGACUCUUACAGUGGGUGCUGGAGGGUUUAAGAGAUGGGACAAGAAAAGAUGAAGGCAAUAUUGAUGGGUGCAUGUCAAUGGAAUAUGAAGAUGAUGAUGAUAAUCAGGUGGAAGAAUCAGAAGAACGUGAGGAGGAUGACCGUGACGUUGACCCAGGUUAUGAACCCCACAGUAAAGAAUUGAAGGAGGUGGAAACAUCGGAAGAACGUAAGGAGGACGACCGUGACGUUGACCCAGGUUAUGAACCUCACAGUAAAGAAUUGAAGGAGGUGGAAACAUCGGAAGAAAGUGAGGAGAAUGACAUUGACGCUGACCCAGGUUAUGACCCCCACAGUAAAGAAUUGAAGGAGGUGGAAAUAUCAGAAGAACGUAAGGAGGAUGACCGUGAUGUUGACCCAGGUUAUGAACCUCACAGUAAAGAAUUGAAGGAGGUGGAAACAUCAGAAGAACGUAAGAAGGAUGACCGUGACGUUGACCCAGGUUAUGAACCCCACAGUAAAGAAUUGCAGGAGGUGGAAACAUCGGAAGAAAGUGAGGAGAAUGACAUUGACGCUGACCCAGGUUAUGACCCCCACAGUAAAGAAUUGAAGGAGGUGGAAAUAUCAGAAGAACGUAAGGAGGAUGACCGUGAUGUUGACCCAGGUUAUGAACCUCACAGUAAAGAAUUGAAUAAAGAAUUGAAGGAGGUGGAAACAUCGGAAGAAAGUGAGGAGAAUGACAUUGACGCUGACCUAGGUUAUGAACCCCACAGUAAAGAAUUGAAGGAGGUGGAAACAUCGGAAGAAUGUAAGGAGGAUGACUGUGAUGUUGACCAAGGUUAUGAACCUCACAGUAAAGAAUUGAAUAAAGAAUUGAAGGAGGUGGAAACAUCGGAAGAAAGUGAGGAGAAUGACAUUGACGCUGACCCAGGUUAUGACCCCCACAGUAAAGAAUUGAAGGAGGUGGAAACAUCGGAAGAACGUAAGGAGGAUGACCGUGGUGUUGACCAAGGUUAUGAACCUCACAGUAAAGAAUUGAAUAAAGAAUUGAAGGAGGUGGAAACAUCGGAAGAACGUAAGGAGGAUGACCUCGACGCUGACCCAGGUUAUGAACCCCACAGUAAAGAAUUCAAUGAAGUGGAAGAAUCGACUGAAAUUAUUCCAGGCAGUGCAGAUGAAUCUGACAAUUCUGACAUUUAUCCAGCAUUGAAGUCACAACCGAUCAUCUUCCAAUCACAGCCAAUGGGAAACAAGAAAGCAAAGAAGAGAAAAAUCGAGGAAGAUGAGGAUGAAAAUCAGAUUUUGGAUGAAAGCGAAAUUGCAAGAGAUCUGAAGAAUCCCAAAAUUUACAUCAGACUGUUUGAGAAAAACUCGCACACAAUCAAAGGGAAACGGAAGAAAUCGGACCGAGUGUACAAUUCAGCUCACCCAUGUCCUCUUUGUGACAAGUGUGUCACAAAUUUUUCACACCACAUUCUUUCUAAACAGCAUGAAAACGAAGAUGAGGUCCUAGAACUAGGUGACAAUCCAGCAGAAAGAAAACGGAAAAUCCAGCUGCUACGUUUGAAAGGUUCACAUGUCCACAACGUUAAAGUCCUCCAAAAAAAAAAGCGGGGAAGUCUUUAUGUUGAGGAGAUCAUGCACAGUGGCCAAUAA